This is a messenger RNA of Colletotrichum lupini, 513 nucleotides long. RefSeq lists its product as uncharacterized. The record is from RefSeq and is a predicted model, not a curated record. The coding region runs from base 1 to 513 and encodes 170 amino acids. NCBI's taxonomy places the organism in Eukaryota, Fungi, Ascomycota, Sordariomycetes, Glomerellales, Glomerellaceae. The transcript has 4 exons.
AUGUCAUCAUCAAUUAAGGGGAACCCGUCUGAGUUCAUCGAUUGCUCGAGCGGCUUGAUAUACGAAUUCCCCGCUCGACACCUUCCUUUUCGUUAUCUCUGCCGCAACUACCGUCAAUGUUCUUCUUUCGCCGAUGGCAAAUACUCUCUAGAUGACCUACGCAGCUGGCACCCGCAAGUUCAGCACCAACUUGCGGUCGCUGGUGACCACAUAACUGCCGAGGAGGGAAGAAUCUAUGAACUAGACUUCGAUCCAAUAGAGUAUACAUACUCCCACUGGCCAAAUGCCCUAUUUGCAAGGAGAUUGGAGAGAGUCUCAAAGAGCGGCCCAGAAAAUGUUCUACACAUCAUCGAAUGUAGGAGGUUUCAAACUAGACCAUCGCCUCUCGUGUUGCUCUAUCUAUAUACACAAGAGCGCCACGACGAUAUUUGCGCAACGUCAAUGGUGUCAUUAAUCAUGAUGAACUUGUCCCAAUCGACUUUGGCGAAGUCCCAACCGCAAGGUGACUUCUAA